Messenger RNA from Exophiala dermatitidis NIH/UT8656, 2959 nucleotides. RefSeq names its product choline-sulfatase. Gene Ontology annotation, molecular function: sulfuric ester hydrolase activity. Bases 802 to 2511 code for a protein of 569 amino acids. Lineage: Eukaryota; Fungi; Ascomycota; Eurotiomycetes; Chaetothyriales; Herpotrichiellaceae. The record is from RefSeq and is a predicted model, not a curated record. The transcript is spliced from 2 exons.
GGCCAUCGCAGGCUCCAGUGUCAAGGCUUCAAUGCUCCUCUUUCUCACCGCCUUCUGUUUUGGCCCGUCCGUUUGUGGCAAACAAUGGCGUGCUCUCUCCAGAAAAUGUUGCCAUUUCAAUGAAGGACGCCAUCUUGUCCACUACCCGCCGAUGAAACGACUGAUCGCGUGGUAUCGCCGGUGUCGCGCCCCUUCCUCGUCGUCAUCCUUUGCCUUGCCUUCCUCGUGCGCGGCUCCUUGCGAUCAAACACGCUGUCAGCGUGAUUACUGAGAUGUGUCACCUCUCCACACUUUUGCAAUGACUGGAAACGUAAGAGCUGGAGCAAGGAGCCCAGGGCUGCCCAAGAGGCUUGACCGCCCGGGCUCCGACGCACUGUUCAUUCGCAGGAGCCGCGUCUUCCAGACUUCGACCGUCCCCACAUACGCCAUUCCCGGAGCAGUAAACUUUCACUGCGUCUGCUGCCUCGUUUUCUGCCAGCCUAAUCGCAAUCACCCACAGACCGACUGAUCGAUGGACUGAUUCCUCCUCCUCCCUCCGUCUGCGCCGACUAGUCCAAUUGUCCUCGCACCACACAACAUCUGGAGAAAUUGGCAUCUCCUGUGCGGCAGGACGACUUUCGGGCUCCGUGACCAUUUUCGUCGCAUCUUAUAUCUGUCUUCUCGUUUCCACUUUCUACUUCUCUGUCUCUUAUCUCUUUUUGUGCCAGUAGACCACGAUCUCUUGCCUCAGACGCAAUUGACCAGCACACAAGCAAACAAGCAUACAGUCCUUCUUGCGUCAACAUAGCACAAACCACAACCAUGGGAUCCUACAACCCAUUCCCAGACUCGCCACCAGUAUCGCCCCCAAACGGCUAUCACGGCGCAAAUGGCUUCUCGACUCCGCUGUUCCCAGCGAAGCCCAACAUCCUCUUCAUCAUGGCGGACCAGUUGGCAGCUCCUCUGUUGAAAAUGCACAAUCCCAAGUCCCAGAUCAAGACACCGAACCUGGACAAACUCGCAGAACGAUCCGUGGUCUUCGAUUCGGCAUACUGCAACUCUCCACUGUGCGCUCCUUCUCGCAUGUGCUUGAUUAGCGGACAACUCCCCUCCAAGAUCGGCUCCUACGACAAUGCCUGCUCCAUUCCUUCCGAGACCCCUACUUACGCGCAUUACCUGCGAGAGGCAGGCUACGAAACCACCUUGGCUGGAAAAAUGCAUUUUAUCGGAGAUCAGUUGCAUGGGUAUGAGAACAGAUUGACUGCGGAUAUUUAUCCGGGCGACUAUGGCUGGGCGGUGAACUGGGACGACCCCGACCGCAGACUGGAGUGGUACCACAACAGUAGCUCUAUUCUGCAGGCGGGGCCAUGUGUGCGAACAAAUCAGCUCGAUUAUGACGAAGAGGUGCUGUACAAGUCGAAGCAGUAUCUGUACGACUAUGCCCGUGCAGCCCCUGGAAAGAGGCCAUUUGCGUUGACAGUAUCGUUCACUCACCCUCACGACCCUUAUGCCAUUGAGGACAAGUAUUGGGACCUGUACGAGGGCGUGGACAUUGACCUUCCCGAUGUCAGCCUCAAACCAGAAGAACAAGAUCCUCACAGCAAGCGCCUCCGACACGUCUGCGAGCUUGAGGGCCACGACUUUACUGACGAGCAAAUCAAACGCGCACGACGGGCAUACUACGGUGCUGUGAGCUAUGUCGAUGACUGCAUUGGUCAAUUGCUUGAAGUUCUGCAAAAGUGCGGAAUGGACGAGGAUACUAUUGUCAUGUUCUCUGGUGAUCACGGAGAUAUGUUGGGCGAACGAGGACUUUGGUACAAAAUGUCCUAUUUUGAGAACUCGGUCCGGGUACCCAUGCUCAUCAGCCAUCCGGCUCAAUUCACUCCUCACCGGGUUUCCCAGAACGUGUCCACCUUGGAUCUUAUGCCCACUCUUGUGGAGCUGAUCGGAUCGAAACUAGUUCCGGGUCUGCCAAUGGACGGCCUGUCCUUGUUGCCUCAUUUGUAUGGUGGAAGCGGUGGUCACGACACUGUUUUCGCCGAAUACAUGGGUGAAGGAACUGUGGCACCAUUGAUGAUGAUUCGGCGUGGAGACUGGAAAUACAUUACCUGCCCUAUCGACCCACCCCAGCUGUUCAACUUGCGCAAGGAUCCUCAGGAACUCGUCAACCUGGCUACGAGCGAGGACCCUGAAGCGCAGGCUGUCUUCAAGGCCUUUGAGAAUGAAGCCAACAAGAAAUGGGACUUUGAAAAAAUCACUCAAGACGUCCUCACCUGCCAACGUCAACGCCGGUUGGUCUGGUCUGCCUUGACCAAGGGCCGGUUCGAGAGUUGGGACUGGAAGGGUCAUGAGGACGGUCGUACCAAGUAUAUCCGGUCUCAGACUCCUCUGGACGAGCUGGAGCGACGAGCAAGGUAUCCCAUGCACAGCAACAUUCCGGCUCAUAUCACAGUCAACAACAAGGCCGAGGUGGUCUGUCUUCAACCGAAGAGAUUGACCGAGAUUGCCAGUGACGCUGUCCACUACCGUUAAACGACCGAGAAGCGUUUGUUUAUGAACUGAGCAGCGAUGUUUGCUUGCUACGGCAUCUUUGAGUCUACUACAGGGAUAUCAUGUUUCUAUUGCUGAGCGCGGCGUUGGGCGUUUGCUUCCACAUGGUUUCGCACGCAAUUCCUAUGAAUGAGGGUCAAAGUGGACUGGAUGGGGAAGCAUACAAUACUACCUUAUACAUGCGUAUCAUGAUGCAUAGCCAUACGGGUUCGAAAUGAGUGCAUUCCAAAAGCUGGUGUCUUGAUUCGUAUGGUUUCCCAGGUGUCGACGUCGAUGGGUGCUUGACAUAAUACCUUAUGAUGACACGGAGAUGUUUCACUAUUCUACAGACCUACAUCAGGGAUGAGACGAAUCAUAGAACUACUACUAGUAUCAGAACACAUCCACUACUUACAUACCUAGGAAGUACUCUCUCCCCACUGCAUAUCAC